This is a messenger RNA of Sorghum bicolor (sorghum), 1035 nucleotides long. RefSeq names its product bidirectional sugar transporter SWEET7b. Gene Ontology annotation, biological process: carbohydrate transport. NCBI's taxonomy places the organism in Eukaryota, Viridiplantae, Streptophyta, Magnoliopsida, Poales, Poaceae. Gene Ontology annotation, molecular function: sugar transmembrane transporter activity. The record is from RefSeq and is a predicted model, not a curated record. Gene Ontology annotation, cellular component: membrane. The coding region runs from base 26 to 667 and encodes 213 amino acids. The transcript has 4 exons.
AUCACAUCCCCGCCGCCUGAGCACCAUGGUCUCCGACGUGGUCGCCUUCCUCGGAUUUCUGGCUUCGUUCUCCCUUUUCGCGUCGCCAGCCUUCAUCUUCAGGAGAAUCAUCACCGAAGCUUCUGUUGUGGGCUACCCGUUCCUCCCUUACCCCAUGGCCUUCCUGAACUGUAUGAUUUGGCUGUUCUAUGGCACUGUCCACACGAACAGCGAUUACGUCAUCAUAAUCAACAGUGUUGGUAUGAUUAUCGAGGUCAUUUUCAUGGGGUUCUACAUCUGGUUCGCUGAUGGGAUGGACCUCCGGGUUGCUCUCAUAGAGCUGUUCGGCAUGGGGGGGCUCGGCACCUUUGUGGCGUUGCUGGGGUACCUCUGGCGGGACACGGUGUUCGGCUAUGCCGGAGUCGUCAGUGGGAUCAUCAUGUACGGCUCUCCCCUUUCCGUCGCGAGAAGAGUGUUCGAAACACGGAACGUCCAGAACAUGUCCUUGCUCAUGGCCCUUGCUUCCUUGACUGCCAGCAGCGUGUGGACGGCCUACGCGUUCGCGUCGAAGCCCUACGACUUCUACAUCGCAAUUCCCAACUUGAUUGGCUUGGUGCUCGCGUUGGUGCAGCUGGCCCUGUAUGCCUACUACUACUUCAACGGCGAGGAGGAGGAUGUGGUGGCAUGAGGGAAGCGAGGUCGUCGGCGGCGGCAGAGCCUGGACUCGUUUGUCUAUUUUGCGUUGUUCUUCUAGGAACCCACAUAUUAGACAAUCCAGAGCCUCGAGUAACCGUUUGUAUGCGUCUUAAUUCUCUACAUGCACACAUCUGUGCUUUGAACUGCUCUUUUCAUGUCCUUUGCUUUUCUGCUGUGUGUGUGGUCAUAUUCCCAAUUCUGCUUAGUUCUUGACACUUUAUGGGUAUGAGUAUUUUGUAUCGUAUUUCAAAUGGUGCAUUUGCACUUUUGCGGGCUGUGAAUGUAGAACUAUUGCCAGAUCUGGCAGAUAAGGAGCUAUGGUUUUGAUGACAAAGUUCUGAUGUGAUAUGCUUUUAGUUA